CUGCGUUUAAAAAGGCCGGUGGGUGCGUGUCGAUGGUCACAUUCAGUCCAAGGACUUGAAGCCGAUCGCAAGAUGAAAUUGUCUUUGCUUUCCUUGUUCCUGGUCGCAGCCGUCGUGUGCGUCUCAGUCAUCGACUCCGCACCGGCUCCCCACUGGCCAAGAUUUAGAGAACGUCGGUUACGCAACCGUCCAGCCGAGACGAAAGCUGAAGAAGGUAAAAAGGAAGAGAAGGUGGAAUCGGCUCCCGAGGAGAAAAAAGAAGAAAAAGCUGAACCUGCCAUUGAUUUUGGAACGCUGGCCGUUGAAGAAGCCGCUCCGGAAGCGAAAAAGGAAGAGGUGGUCGUCGCGGCGCCAGCGCCUAAAAAAGCAGCCAAAGUUGAGGAAGAGGAGGAAGAAGCCGAGGGUCUGUCUGUCGAAGUGUAACGAGCUCAUUGGCUUCGAAUUCGAUGCCCACACACACACACAAAUGUUCGAAAUCAUUCGUCAAUCGAAUCGCAUAAUUUUUCAAACAGAGUUUGAUUGCAAUUUUGACGUUUAGAACAGUUUCAUUCAGAAUUGAUUUUUAUUGUAGGCUUUUCGACCGAAAGCCAGUGCCUUGUUCAAUACGCACGCGAUUGCCAAAUAUAUUUUAGCGUCACGUCUA
Molecule: messenger RNA, 643 nt
Organism: Daphnia magna
Lineage: Eukaryota; Metazoa; Arthropoda; Branchiopoda; Diplostraca; Daphniidae
Exons: 2
Coding region: 73-423 (116 amino acids)
Source: RefSeq, a predicted model, not a curated record